This is a messenger RNA of Aspergillus saccharolyticus JOP 1030-1, 1755 nucleotides long. RefSeq names its product general substrate transporter. Gene Ontology annotation, molecular function: carbohydrate:proton symporter activity. Lineage: Eukaryota; Fungi; Ascomycota; Eurotiomycetes; Eurotiales; Aspergillaceae. Gene Ontology annotation, cellular component: membrane. The transcript has 6 exons. The record is from RefSeq and is a predicted model, not a curated record. Gene Ontology annotation, biological process: carbohydrate transport; transmembrane transport. The coding region runs from base 51 to 1646 and encodes 531 amino acids.
UUUGCAUUUAUCCCCUGUGUUUGGCACUGUGACCUUUUCCGCAAUUCAUGAUGGCCGACCUUGAGAAGUCAAAGGAUGAGCUCCAAGGGGAGCAGGUUGACAUCGACCAUGUCGAGCUCAAACCGAACUCCGAUCUCAUGAGAGAGGCCUUCGAUGGUGAGAAUCGGGAGCAUGAAUUGGGUGUGUGGGAGGCCGCCAAGCUGCAUCCAUGGGCGUGCUUGUGGGCGUUCACCAUGUGCUUCACUAUUGUCAUGGAGAGUUUCGACAUGUUCCUCAAUAGCAGUUUCGUCGCUCUCGACUACUUCAAGGAGACAUACGGUGUUGCUGUGGUGGGGUCGACUGAGAAGGCCAUCCCGACACGGUGGCAGAGUGCCCUUUUCCAGGCCGGUCAAUGUGGUGCCUUUGUCGGCGUCUUUCUGGCAGGUCCGAUCACGAACCGUGUGGGUUAUCGUUGGACCACCAUAAUCGGUCUGAUCCUGAUGAACGCGACCAUCUUCAUCUCCUUCUUCGCCAAAUCGCUCGCUGUCCUGACUGUGGGUCAAGCGUUGGAAGGUGUUCCCUGGGGAUUCUUCAUCGCCAACUCCCCCGCCUAUGCCAGUGAGGUUGUUCCUCUCUCCCUCCGAGGUGCCUGUACCGCGACUCUGCAGAUGUCCUGGUCUAUUGGAUCGAUCGUUGUUUCGGGUGUCACCUACGCCUACAGCAAGCAGCAAAGUGACUGGGCCUGGCGAGCGCCCCUAGCCCUGCAGUGGCUCUUUCCUACUCCGCUCCUGAUCCUCAUCUUCCUCGCUCCCGAGUCACCUUGGUGGUUGAUCCGUCGCGGACGCAGGGAGGAGGCUCUCCGGUCGAUCAAGCGCCUCGGCAAGGAGAACGAAGACGAAGCCCACCAGGCGCUGGCCAUGAUGGAACGAACGGUCAAGAUCGAGCGGGAGCAGGGCGGCAACCCGACCCUUCUUGACCUCCUCAAGGGGACGGAUCUCCGACGUACCACUAUCACGUGUUUGGUCUAUGCGUCGCAGAACUUCGCGGGUAACCUGAUUGCCAACCAGGCGACCUUUUUCUUCGAGCAGGCCGGCUUCUCGUCCGAUCGUGCGUUCCAGCUCGGCCUGGUCAACUCCUGUCUCCAGUUCGUCGCCAACGGGCUGUCGUGGUUCGUAUCCACCUACUUCGGCCGUCGCACCGUCUACCUCUGGGGCACCGCGACGAACAUCGUCCUGCUCAUGAUCCUGGGCGUCGUCGCCUCGAUCGAACAGAAUAACUCCACCAACAUUGCCCAGGCCUCGCUGGCGAUCCUCAUCUCCUUCAUCUUCGCCGGCACCCUCGGCCCGAUCUCCUACACCAUCAUCUCCGAGACCUCGUCCAUCCGCCUCCGCGCGCUGAGCACCGCGGUGGGGCGCGCCGCCUACUACGUUGCGGAGAUCCCGAUGAUCUACCUCGCCUCGAAGAUGCUGAACACGACCGGGUGGAAUCUGGCGGGCAAGUGCGGCUACGUCUGGGGCGGUACCGCCUGUGUGUGCUGGAUCAUGGCCUACUUCUUCCUGCCGGAGAUGAAGCACCGCUCGUACCGUGAGACUGAUAUCCUGUUCAACCGGAAGACGCCGGCCCGGAAGUUCAAGUCGACUGUGAUUGCGGUCGAUGAGAAUGAGUAAGCGGUUGCACGCCCGAUGUGCUUGUGCUUGUGAAUGUUUGAAUGUUAUUUUGUGUUUGGGUGAUACCAGUGAUGUGCUAGUGAUUAAUCGAUGACGGAUUGAAUUCCAU